GGAAGAGAGCCGCAGUGGCAGGGUCAGUUACGGAGAGAGCAGACGACGAGACGCAUCGAGAAGCGCACAAAAUCCACCGUCCAUGGAGAUCGGAGGCGGCGAAGAAGAUCGCGCCAUCGGAACGAGAGAUCCGUGAGCCGGAGCUCCGGGGGAAAAAAAAAAUGGCGAGGAGCAGAGGGAGGAGGUUCAGGUUCCACCGGCGAAGGCUCUGCGCCGCCGCCGCGUACGCCGCUGUCCUCCUCGUCGCCGUCUCCUCCCUCGCGCUGAUCUACCUGUCGCGGAAGGGCUUCGAGGACCGCCGGGAGCGCGUCGAGCCCGGGGAACGUCGGCCUGAGCUGAUUCCAGACCGAGAACUUUGGGAUGCUCCUUUCAGUUUCGGUUUACACACCUGCGUCAAGCCCACUGCUAGAUACAACGGUGCACGAGGAUCAGAUCGAUAUAUAACUGUGAGGAGCAAUGGAGGAUUAAAUCAGAUGCGGACUGGUAUUGCAGAUAUGGUGGCUGUGGCGCGCAUAAUGAAUGCCACUUUAGUUAUUCCUCAACUGGAUAGACGAUCAUUCUGGAAAGACACGAGUACCUUUUCAGAUAUAUUUGAUGAGAUUCAUUUUAUAGAAGCCUUGAAAGGAGAUAUAAGAGUUGCCAGGGAGCUCCCAAAGGAGCUGGAAUCAGUUCCUCACGCUCGGAAGCACUUUACUUCUUGGGCUAGCGUGGGUUACUAUGAAGAGAUGACUCGGUUAUGGAAUGAGUAUCAGGUAAUUCAUGUUGCAAAAUCAGAUUCUCGACUAGCAAACAGUGAUCUGCCUCUUGAUAUCCUGAGAUUGAGGUGCCGUGCAAUGUAUAAUGCACUUCGUUUCUCUCCCCCAAUUGACAUCCUGGCAAAGAAGCUGAUAGAGCGGCUAAGGAGUCGUGAGGGACGAUACAUUGCUCUUCAUCUUAGAUAUGAGAAAGACAUGCUGUCAUUUACGGGUUGUACUUACGGCCUGACUGAAGCAGAAUCAAAAGAGCUCACAAUAAUGAGGGAGAACACUAGUCAUUGGAAGGUGAAAAAGAUUAAUUCCACAGAACAGAGAUUAGGAGGGAAUUGCCCUUUGACACCCAAAGAGGUGGGGAUUUUCCUCCAAGCUCUUGGUUAUGCUCCAUCGACAUUAAUCUAUAUUGCUGCUGGAGAAAUUUAUGGUGGUAAUGCUCGCUUAUCCAUGCUCUCAUCGCGCUUCCCUAAUCUUGUUUUCAAGGAAACUCUUGCCACGAAGGAAGAAUUGGAAGGGUUCAGUAACCACGCAUCUCAGACUGCGGCCAUUGACUACAUUAUCUCUGUGGAGAGUGAUGUGUUUGUUUCUUCCUAUUCUGGUAACAUGGCAAGAGCUGUUGAAGGGCAUCGAAGGUUCUUAGGCCACCGCAGGACAAUCACACCAGACAGGAAAGGAGUGGUUGAAGUUUUUGAUAGACUGGAAUCAGGAGACCUGAGAGAAGGUUCCUCACUAUCAGAACUUGUGCGGCAGAUGCAUGAUAACAGACAAGGUGCUCCCAGGAAAAGAAGAGGCCCACUACCAGGACUUAAAGGCAAAGCACGUUCCCGCACUGAGGAAUCCUUUUAUGAAAAUCCGUAUCCCGAGUGCAUAUGUGGUCCAAAGAGGCAUUUUAAAACAAUGUAAUGGUGAAAGGUUCUCAGCAUGGAAGCAAAAGAAUGGCACCACGCGGGCCAAAACUCAAGCAAAAGCUUUAAUGCCUUUGAUGGGGUUACCAGCUUUGCUCUUGUACCCUAAGGUGGGAAAAACGACACCGUCCAGUGUUUCUGAUCUUGUUCAUUGCCCAAUUGUUCUUUCCCUGAAAAAAGGUAAGAAAGAUUCUUUUUCUCUUUGACAUUUUUGUCUAUCGGUUACGAUGUCACAAUCUGUUGCCAACUCUUGCGGUAGGCUUGUCCAGUUGUAGAACAGCGACAGCUGAAGGUUCACUUGAUUUAGCUAGAGGAGAAUCUCGGAUUUUUAGCCCCAGAUCUUGCUCUGCGUUUUUGUUCUUGUCUAGGAUUUGUACAUCCUUCUUUAAGGAUGUUCCGGAUGAAAUAGAAGCUUGUACAUUACUGGAAUUGGGUCUCUUCCGUGUCGAAUAUAUUCUUUUCACCA
This is a messenger RNA of Syzygium oleosum, 2120 nucleotides long. RefSeq names its product O-fucosyltransferase 38. Gene Ontology annotation, cellular component: nucleus; cytoplasm. Lineage: Eukaryota; Viridiplantae; Streptophyta; Magnoliopsida; Myrtales; Myrtaceae. The record is from RefSeq and is a predicted model, not a curated record. Bases 162 to 1652 code for a protein of 496 amino acids. The transcript has 11 exons.